Molecule: messenger RNA, 1239 nt
Organism: Saccostrea echinata
Lineage: Eukaryota; Metazoa; Mollusca; Bivalvia; Ostreida; Ostreidae
Product: 3-oxoacyl-[acyl-carrier-protein] reductase FabG-like
Exons: 9
Coding region: 59-928 (289 amino acids)
Molecular function (GO): oxidoreductase activity
Source: RefSeq, a predicted model, not a curated record
GAUAAGUGCAUUUUUAUUUUACUCGUGUAUAUUUUUCAUCAAGCUCGUGUAUAAAAUCAUGAUCGUUCUGCAGAAAAUAAUUUUGACGCAAUCGGCGUGCCAUAGUAAGGAAUUUAAGCUGUUGAAUUUUUAUGCAUUUAGGAUAAUGGCUUCCCUUUUUAACAAAGUCGUAAUUAUAACAGGUGCUAAUUCUGGAAUAGGAGCUGCAACUGCACUUGCAUUUGCCAAAGCUGGUGCAAGGUUAGUUUUAGCGGCACGGAAUCUGGAGAAACUAAACAAUGUAGCUAAUGAAUGCUCGGCAAAGGGACUACCACAAGAAAAGGUAUUAGUCAAAGGAUGUGAUGUCACGAAUGAAGAAAAUUUGAAAGGUUUGGUUGGAUCGACUCUAGAGAAAUACGGACAAAUCGACGUACUGGUGAACAAUGCAGGGAGUGCUCGAUACGUCAAUUAUCUUGAAACAACAAGGGAUGUGUUCGAUACUACCUUUAACCUCAACAUCCGCGCCCCUUUUUUUCUCACCCAGAUGUGUACUACUCACUUGCAGAAAACUAAAGGAUGUGUGGUAAAUGUGUCAAGCCUUGCAGGACAACGUACUUUUCCGAUUGCGAUGGUGUACGGUAUGAGUAAAGCAGCAAUGGACCAGUUUACCAAGAAUCUGGCUAUUGAUUUGGCCAAAGAAAAUGUUCGGGUUAAUUCAGUUAACCCUGGGUAUAUCAAGAGUCUGGAAUUUCAGAAGAGAGCAGGAAUGACGGAGCAAAUCUACAACCAAUUAAUAGAAAAGCAGAAGGAACUGCAGCCUCUGACGGGAGCCGUUGAACCGGAAGAGGUUGCCAAGGUGAUCCUGUUUCUAGCCUCGGACCAAUCAUCAUCGAUCACAGGAGAACUAAUUUAUGUGGAUGGAGGGCGUCACGUCUUAAUGCCCCUGUGAUGUAAAUUACAUUUUUGGUUUAUAGAAUAAUAUGGCCUGAGAGAUUUUCGGACUUUCAGAUUUUAUGUCAAUUGCCCCCCUAAAGUGAAAAUCAAAAUCUAUGCCUCCCUCGCUUAUCUUUCACAGCCUUGAUUCUACUCUGAAUGGAGUUCUUCAGUGCAUUUAUCUUUUACAAAUAUUAUUAAACCAUUCCAACGAUGCAGCCCUUAGCUGGUGGAGCGACAUGCAAACAAUAAAUUUUAGUUUUAAAAUGCACAUUUUAAAGAAUCCAGACAUACAAACGGUAGAGAAAUAACUAAAGAAAAUCUGCA